AAGAGAAGCGUAUCUUGUGGGAAAACUACCUUUAACUGUCUAUUCAAGCUCAGCCCGCAUUGCCUGUAGCUAUCGGGUGCGCAACUACCAAGCCCAUCUUUCCUUCGGUUUGGCAUGGCGGAGGGUAGCGGGAACGUUAACGUCGGUGCGGCUAACCUUCCUCCGGGAGACCCCCAGCUGAUCGGUAUGAUUGUGGAGCAUCUGAAGAACCGGGGGCUUUUUGAUGAGUUCCGUCGGGACUGUCUCGCCGACGUUGAUACAAAGCCCGCCUAUCAGAAUCUGCGACAGAAAGUUGACAACUACGUCACGUCGCACCUGAGCACGCAGGAUUGGAACCCGUCCAUCAACAAGAACCAGAUGAGGAACGGACUGAGACAAAGUGUUGUUCAAUCAGGUAUGCUGGAAUCAGGUGUGGACAGGAUCAUCACUCAGGUUGUGGACCCCAAGAUGAACCACACUUUCCGUCCGCACAUAGAAACUGCCAUCCAUGAGUUCCUGUCAGGGGACAGGAGGGAGGAGAACGCUUUGUGUCCUAAUUCUGCACCGCCUGAACAGACAGAACUACAGGAAGCUCCGUCUGCUUCUGGCCCCCAAACCCCCAGCAUGCCGGCCAACAUGUCCGCUGUGGUUUUUCUGCUCCUGGCCUGUCGACAGGUGUUGACCAUGGAACAGCACGAUGUCCUGGAGAAACAACUAGCCAAAAGACGCCUCUCUCUGCAGAGCACAGUGGAGAUUCAGAGUUGCCUGGUGAGUUCAGGGGAUGUCGGCUGUGGGACGUUCCAAUGUUUCAACAAUAACUCCUGUGAAAUCCAAGGGCUGCAUCACAUCUGCCUCACUCUGCUGCACAAUGCAGGGCGCUACGACUCACAGGGCAAGUCAUUUGUGAAGGAUGCGUUGCGGUGCAUGGCCCUGGGACUGCGGCAGCGCUUCAGCUGUGUGAGCCGCCGGUGUUCAGCGGUAAAAGAGAUGGUGUUCUCGCUCCAGAGAGAGUGCUACUCCAAACACCGGCUCUGCCUGGCGCUAAGAGACCACAUGGAUACCAUUGGCAACCUGGUUCAAUUCCACCUGAUGUUUCCCUCGGGACCAUACGUGGAGCUGAUGAACUUCCUGUUGAAGUGUGGGGACGAGGUCGGGUUGUGGGUCGGCCAGCGGCUGCGCGGGCAAUGCAUGCAACACUGGGGGGCGCUGUGCAGCAGCUUCGGCAGCACCUGCUCUCUCAGCCAAUCGGACGCUCUGCAGCACACCACCACCCCACCACCCACCGUGGCCUUGGCUUUCACCACUCAGAGACCCCUGCAGCAGCACACCAGAGCUGCCGGACCAGAGGACAGGACAGAGUUUAGUCCAAUCGACAACGUGACCGAAUCUGGUCUGCCUGUGUCUAACAAAUCCAAUGUUACUGCUUCCUAAACAGACAGUCGAGUUAUACAGAGUUGCAGACAGGGUACACAAAGAUCAAGCACUUAUUACUAUUAUACAAGUAGUAGG
Messenger RNA from Etheostoma cragini (Arkansas darter), 1488 nucleotides. RefSeq lists its product as uncharacterized. Gene Ontology annotation, cellular component: extracellular region. The record is from RefSeq and is a predicted model, not a curated record. The transcript is spliced from 7 exons. Gene Ontology annotation, molecular function: hormone activity. The coding region runs from base 115 to 1410 and encodes 431 amino acids. NCBI's taxonomy places the organism in Eukaryota, Metazoa, Chordata, Actinopteri, Perciformes, Percidae.